AUGGAGUUCCAAAGAGGCGAACGCGUCAACCUCAACUUUGAUACUGGCGCAGUCGAGAAGCUGGAGCCAGAGGAACAAAAUGUGCUUCCUAUGCCCUCAUUCCCCGCUUUUGUGGGCGACAUUCAAGAGCGCGAUUCAUCAUCAGCUAACCCCCCAGUCGCGCCCUCACUUAAGCCCAACGUGAACGGUUUCCCAGCACACAAGAAACGAACUCCGAGAGUAUCUGCCUUUAAGCAGCAGCGCGCUGCAAAGGAAAAGCAGGCUGUCGCGGCACCCCCGCCUAAUCCACGGAGUGCCUUUGCCCCAGACCCAGACGAAGAACGAAGAGCCAUCGAUGAGGAAAAUAGGCGAACCAUCGCGGCCAUGUCUGAUGCCGAAAUUGAACAAGAGCGACAAGAGCUCAUGGCAAGUCUCAAUCCUGCACUACUACAGAAGCUGCUGCUGCGGUCCAAUAUCGACCAGGGAAGCAAUGAGCGCGACUUUGAUGCUGAGCCACCAGCGCCUGCGGCUACAAAACCUCCCGCGACUGAAAAGGCCGAAGAAGACAUACAGACCAAACCUGCAAGCACAAAGAAAGUUUCCUUCGCAGCGUCAGAACCUGUGGACGAGUCCAAGUUGCCAGAAUCCACGACUUCCCCUUCCGCAUCCGCCACCGAAACCUCCCCCGACGCCAUAAGAUCCGCCCUAGAGCAACAAACAGACGACUCAAUACACUUCCCCCGACCCCCACAACCGCCCGAUCUCGAUCCCAACGACCCGUCCUUCCUCAAGAACUUGCACGAGAAAUACUUUCCCAACCUCGCCUAUGAUCCCUCUAAGCUGUCUUGGAUGUCCCCCAUCGAUCCCUCCGACAAAAAAUCGCCAUACCAUCCUUCUCAAACCGCCCUCAAUCCUGCCGAACUGCGCUUCGACUUUGAGGGAAACCUGCUCGCACCCAGCGUAGCGAGAGAAAUUCCAACCGACAGAGGGCUGCACCACCACGCCGAAGCCCCCGAAGCAGCAGGAUACACAAUACCAGAGUUAGCAGUUACAGCCAGGAGUAAAGUCCCCAGCCAGCGCUGCAUUGCCUACCAAACGCUAGGAAGGAUUCUAUACCGCCUCGGAAAAGGCCAGUUUGGUGUUGAGAGCGCCCAGAAAACAGACGGACCCGUGCGAGUGGCCAAGAAUCCGGAUGUGGAAGAAGAUGACGAUGAUGAUGGGGAGUGGGUGGAGGAGGAUGUGGGAAGUGCCAUAGCGGGCGGACUGUGGCAAUGUGUUGAAGAGGGAAGAGUGAUUGAGACGUUGACGGAGGAAGCGAAUAAGGAGAGGGGACAUCUUACUGCGCGUACAUUUGCGCAGGAGGCGCUGUGGAAUUGGCGGAGGGGUGGGGGGAGGAGGAGACAUGCUGUUUGA
Molecule: messenger RNA, 1392 nt
Organism: Bipolaris oryzae ATCC 44560
Lineage: Eukaryota; Fungi; Ascomycota; Dothideomycetes; Pleosporales; Pleosporaceae
Exons: 1
Coding region: 1-1392 (463 amino acids)
Biological process (GO): transcription by RNA polymerase II
Cellular component (GO): nucleus
Source: RefSeq, a predicted model, not a curated record